GGCGAUGACAAGGAUAUUGAAAUUUUGCUCCCCUAUACAGAAAGAUCAUGUCCCCUAUGCCUAAAAGAAGCACAAACAUCCUGCACAUGACCAUAAACGAUGAAGUUAAACAUCUAAAAUCUGAACACAGGGAUUCAAAUGCAGGAUGUGCUCGAAAAUAUACAUAUCUAAACAUGCGGAACUGUGUCACGUCCCCAAGUGCCCGGUGGGAGCUGCUGCGGCAGCCCCACCACCAGAGUCAACAGACUCCGAGACUGUCGAAAUACCAAGUAACUUGCCUAUACCUGAAUCGGUAAGCGUGGCCUGCCCCGAAUGCGGCGAAAGGUACUCCGGCCGCAGUGCACUAGGUGUUAUCGAGAAGAGGCCCAGCUGCACGACAGCUAGCUGGAGACCCUCGUUACGCAACUCCACGAUAUACGCCAAGUUGUCAGUCAUAGCUGCCUCCCCGUCGGAGGGCAAACCCGAAGACGUCGGCAUACCGUUUGAUUCAGAUCUCAUCAAAUGCUGUCCCAUGUGCAACGUUCCUAUCGAAAAAGACGAGGGCUGCGCGCAGAUGAUGUGCAAAAGGUGCAAGCACGUCUUUUGUUGGUAUUGCCUCGCCAGCCUGGACGUUGAGUACAUUUGUUGUAGCUUAGUAGAUACUUCCUAUAUUCGCAUCUGCUGGGAAGAUAUUCUGAUUAAUUUUUUUUUUUUGAAUAAUCUCAUUCAAAAAGGACCGACACCUUCAAGGCCGUAA
This is a messenger RNA of Acanthoscelides obtectus, 736 nucleotides long. The record is from the annotation of a GenBank genome assembly. NCBI's taxonomy places the organism in Eukaryota, Metazoa, Arthropoda, Insecta, Coleoptera, Chrysomelidae.